Aspergillus niger is the source of this 1218-nucleotide messenger RNA. RefSeq lists its product as uncharacterized. Lineage: Eukaryota; Fungi; Ascomycota; Eurotiomycetes; Eurotiales; Aspergillaceae. Bases 1 to 1218 code for a protein of 405 amino acids. The record is from RefSeq and is a predicted model, not a curated record. Gene Ontology annotation, molecular function: dipeptidase activity. The transcript has 4 exons.
AUGCACGAUCCAGCUAUAAAUUGCCGUACAUGCCAGUUUCCAAUUCUGAUCUGGUCCACCCCCGAACUAGCCUACACAGAACACCAAGCCCACGACAACAUCUGCAAGCUCUUCGAAACCCUCCAACGCACCAACCCAGCCUACCACGUCCAACGCUCCGCCUACGGCCUCGAAACCGCCUUGGAAGUAACCUACACCCACGGCACCGGGGGCCGCAACAUCGUCUUCAACGCCGAAUACGACGCUCUCCCUAACAUCGGCCACGCCUGCGGCCACAACCUCAUCGCGACGAGCUCCAUUGCCGCCUUCAUCGCCACCUGCGAGGCCCUCAAACACCAAGCCCCUGACUCUAACUACACCGUCCGCCUCCUCGGCACCCCCGCCGAAGAAUCCGGCGGCGGGAAAGUCCGUCUCCUCGAGAAUGGUGCCUACAAGGAUGUCGACGCCUGCUUGAUGGUCCACCCUAUCCCCAUGGCCCCGGGCCAUCCCGAGCUGCUGAGCUUGGCGACGGUCCUACCGGGCGGGUUUCUAGCGAAUGAUAAAGUCACCGUGACGUUCACGGGCAAGCCGGCGCAUGCGGCCGCAGCGCCGUGGGAGGGCGUGAAUGCUCUGGAUGCGGUGGUCGCGGCGUAUGUGAAUAUCUCUCUGUUGAGGCAGCAGAUCCUGCCGACGCAGAGGAUUCAUGGUGUUGUGGCUAGUGGCGGGGAUAGGCCGAAUGUUAUUCCUAUGUCGGCGUCGGUGGAUUAUUACAUUCGGUCGCCGACGAAGAAGGGUCUGAAGACGCUGACGGAGAAGGUGGUUAAGUGUUUUGAGGCGGCGGCGAUGGCCACGGGCUGUGGGGUGCAGUUUGAGUGGGGCGUCUCAUACGACGACCUUAAAACCAACAAUCCCAUCUGCGAGAGCUACGUCUCUGUUAUGCGCGCAAUGGGUCAUCACACUGUGAUGAAUAACGCCGGGCAGUCUGGUAAACUUACCGGGGCGUCUACGGAUAUGGGAAACGUCUCCUACGCCGUCCCUGGAUUCCAUGGCCUCUUCACCAUCCCGACAGAUGGCGUCAAUCAUACCCCGGGGUUCACCAAUGGUGCUGGGUCCCCUGAGGCGCAUCAGCGCUGUUUGGCCUGUGCGGCGGGGAUGGCUGUUGUGGCCUGUCAGAUUGUGACGGAUGAUGACUUUGCGAGGAGGGUCAAAGAGGAUUUUCAGGUGGAGGCGGAGGAGUAG